AUGGAAGGUACAGUUCUACAUUGCUGCAUAGCUGUCAUUCAGUCGUCAUCGAGAUGGCUAUCGUCACCGAUGCCCGACACAAUUAUUCCAUAUCCAUUUACAUUAUAUCCUAGUCCAUUUCCAUAUCAUGAGUAUGAAAAUGCUUGUCGAAUGCAAUAUGGGAUUAAUAAACUUAUUUAUCGUUUGGCAUCGAAUAUUGAUUUACUUGAUUCUGUUCUUUUAGGACUUGUUGAUUGUGAUGAUUUUGUUCGUAAACUACAAGAUAUUUCUCAGCAAAUACAAAAUUUACCUUAUAAAAGUGUUGCUGAAGGAUGCAUUAUUAGAACAGAUUACAUGUUACAAACGAAUGUUAAUGAAGAACAUUUUCACAAAACUCGCCUUCGUUUAAUCGAAAUAAAUACAAUUGCUGUGGGCCUGGGAGGUGCUGCGAAACUUAUGAGUCAAUGGCAUAACCAAUUUAUAUCUGAUAUUGAUCCAACGUUGUCUGCUAACUUACCAUCCAAUGAAUCACACGAUUUGAUCAUUAAUUUAAUAUAUGAAUCAUGGAAAAUCUACGAUAAUGUACGAGCAAUUAUAUUAUUUGUUAUUCCAGCACGAGAAUUUAAUAUUGGUGAUCAAAUAUUAAUUGAAAAUGGUUUAAUGUCUUUAAAUGAAAAUAUAUUUGUCAAACAUGUGACAUUUAAAGAAAUUAAUCAACAUGCUUCUAUUGAUCAAAGUGGCAAUUUAUAUUUUAUGACAUUAGAGGUGGCAGUUGUUUAUUAUCGUCAUGGAUACGAUCCACGACAUUUUGAAAAUGAAACAAUUUGGCAAUCUUAUCUACUUUUAGAAUCAUCUCGUUCUAUUAAAAUUCCCAGUAUACGUUAUCAUUUGGCUGGAAUGAAAUGUUUCCAGAUGAAAUUAAAUUUCACAGACUUUUUAGAAAAAGUUUAUGAACACGACCAGCAGUCGUAUUAUGAUGAUUAUCGAUCGGUUACUGAGGAAUCAUUUACAAUUGAACAGGCUGCUACUACUGAUUAUUUAAGAAAUAAAAUUCAUGUCGAUCCUGAAGGAUUUUAUUUGAAACAAAAUCGUGAAGGUGGUGGAUCAGUUUAUUGUGGAAAAUUGUUAAAUGAUCGAAUAUCAGAAAUUAUGGAAGCAAAACAAAACCAACGUUAUUUCGUAAUGAAACGAAUUAUACCUCCACAAUAUACGAAUAUAAUUCGAAGUUCAAAUGGAGAAUUAAAAGAAUGUUUGACUAAUAGUGAGCUAGGAAUAUUUGGUGCUGUAAUUAGUCAAGGUUCAAAUAUAUUAUACAGUAAAUGUGGUGGAUCAUUACUACGUUCAAAACCUUGUGAAAAAAUUGAAGGCGGUAUAGCAAGUGGUGCUGGUGCAAUUGAUUCUGUCAUUUUAAUAAAAGACUAG
Didymodactylos carnosus is the source of this 1401-nucleotide messenger RNA. The record is from the annotation of a GenBank genome assembly. Lineage: Eukaryota; Metazoa; Rotifera; Eurotatoria; Philodinida; Philodinidae.